GAUUUCCCCCGCCAGAGAACCCGACCUCGCCCCGUUCCUUCCUCCACCACGGGUACAGACACCGAAAGCUUAAUCCCAUCUGCCGCGCCAUCAUCGAGUUGCCCAGUCUUCUCGAACACCCCACGAAUCCGAUGCCAGAACAUGCCGAGGCCGUCGAAUUCGUCCGCAAACCCGGACAGCUCCUCAACCACGACGCCGUCGCCGUUUCAUCGCCUGCCCGUCAAUCCUCGCAGGAAGAAGGUCGCCCCCGAUGAGCGGAAGCGUGUGGCCACCGCCUGCAAUAGCUGUAAUGUGCGCCGCAUCAAGUGCAGCGGCGAGCGGCCAUGCCGUCAGUGCACCACCGCUCAGCGCGAUUGCCUGUACCCGGAGCCCGUUGAGAGGGUGACCAUCCCCCGGGCCGAGCUGGAAUCACUGCGGCGCCGGUGCGCGUCGCUUGAGCGUCAGCUGGCCGCGACGGAGCAGAGCGGACGCCUGCUGGAUGCCGGCCAGCAGCUCGCCUCCCCCGUGGCAUCCUCCCGCGCCGAAGCGGCCGACUCGCUGUCUCCCAAUGGAGAGGUACAGCACUCCAUCCGACCCGGCGGGAUCGACGGGAGGAUGCUUGCUGAUCCAGCGGGCACUACCCGUUAUCUCGGCGAGACUUCCGGAGCAACCUUCCUUGACACUCUCAAGGAGUUGAUCGCCACAGCCACCCCUCUGGCCCAAGUGCUCGACGGCGAGUCGGGAGAGGGCUCGGCCGGCUCCGCCUUUCUCGGCUCCGUUGGCCAGUACCAGACGCAUGAUUCCAAGCCAAUGAUGAUGCCCGUCAAUGUUGACCCUCUCGCUCUGCCUUCAGAGGCCGACAUUACUGCCGCCCUGUCGCAAGUCCGCUACUUCAUACAGGACGGAAAUGGCGCCUUUGCGAGCGGCGGCACAAUGUUCUGGCCUUUUGAGGACGUGCAACACAUCCUCUCGCUCGCGUCCCUCCCCUCGAUGCAGAGUCCCGGCGGCGUGACACGUCCCGGCCCCCACCAUCGCCCACUUGCCCUGUAUCACACCGCCUUUGCUUUCGCCCACUUGCUGAACUUGAGAGAGCCCGGGUCAGCCGUCGAUGGCCAGCUAGGCGAGGAGUAUUUUGCAAGGGCCCGGUCUCUUCUCGGCAACCUGCUGGACCGCACCACGUACACCAUCCACGACAUCGCCGUGCUGGCCCUCAUGACCCUGUACCUGGUCGAGAAUAACCGCCGAGACGCAGCUUACAUGGCCAUUAGCAAUGCCAUGACAGUCAGCGUUAUGCAUGGCCUCCACAAGGGGGGUUCCGGCAACGAGAUUGGCGUGAGGACCUUCUGGACCGUCUACGUCCUGGAUAGGUGGCUUGGCUGUGUCAUGGGCCGACCGCCCUCAACCCCGGAUGACGCCAUCACACUUCCCCUUCCUCGGGAGUGCCCCAGCUACCGGGAGGCUGGAUUGCCCGAUCUCCUGACAAAGGCCACCGUUCGCGUCGGAAAGGCGCUGGAGAUGCUUUCGCGGUGGCGGGAGAACCUCCCGCCCUCGCUCCAGCUCCCUGCGGACCCGUUGACGCUUAUCCCGGUCGAUCUGUUCACACAAGCUGCUUCAUUUGGACAGGGUCCGGCCGCUCUACUGAGCGGCGCAGCCAGCUUUGGACACGAUCGGGCCUGCUGGGCGUUGCACAUGAGCUACAACCAGCUCGUCAUCCUUGCCGUCCGGCCGGCAAUGCUUAUGGCGGUCUGGAAGGCUAUUGCCAGCAUCGUCUGCAUCGAUCAUCCCUUCGAUAUCGAGGUUAUGCAGUCGCAGAUCGAGCCCAUCCGCGCCUGCAGCGAUGCCGCCCGGCGCAACCUCCGACUAGGCCGGUUGAUGCGCCUCCACAGCCCGCAGCAGAAGUUGCUCCUAUCAGAUCUGCACAACAUCUUCAACGCGGCCAUCGUUCUCACAAUGCACCAGAUGGUGUUUGUGAACCUCCGAACUCAGGACAUAGACGAUGUCGGGUGGGCCGUUGAGGUGUUCGAGACGGAAGCCAAGACGGGCAACGAGUACGCCAAGGACUGUACGCGCGUCUUACAGGACCUCAAGUACUUGGCCCAACAACUGCGAAACCCAAUCCACGAUCCCGACGUCAAACAAGCGCUGCUGUCGGAAGUCGGGGUGCUCCGCGACCUGCGCCCGGACGACGUGGCCCCGGCCGACGUGAUGGACGAGGGCAACGACGGCUCUGCCGCCCCCAACGGCGACCGGGACACCUCGCGGUAUCAGGGCAACCACAAGGCGCUGUACCAGAGAGCGGCAACCGCCUACCAAACGCUGGCGUCCUGGUGGCAUGCAGACUACAUACAGUUCUACAGUUCUUUUCUUUCCUAG
Messenger RNA from Thermothelomyces thermophilus ATCC 42464, 2352 nucleotides. RefSeq lists its product as uncharacterized. The record is from RefSeq and is a predicted model, not a curated record. The transcript has 5 exons. Gene Ontology annotation, biological process: regulation of DNA-templated transcription; DNA-templated transcription. Gene Ontology annotation, molecular function: DNA binding; DNA-binding transcription factor activity, RNA polymerase II-specific; zinc ion binding. NCBI's taxonomy places the organism in Eukaryota, Fungi, Ascomycota, Sordariomycetes, Sordariales, Chaetomiaceae. The annotation marks the transcript as partial.